Messenger RNA from Patella vulgata (common limpet), 2209 nucleotides. Its product is annotated as cationic amino acid transporter 4. Gene Ontology annotation, molecular function: amino acid transmembrane transporter activity. The record is from RefSeq and is a predicted model, not a curated record. NCBI's taxonomy places the organism in Eukaryota, Metazoa, Mollusca, Gastropoda, Patellidae. The coding region runs from base 92 to 2026 and encodes 644 amino acids. The transcript has 5 exons. Gene Ontology annotation, biological process: amino acid transport; transmembrane transport. Gene Ontology annotation, cellular component: plasma membrane.
CUGUUAUAGACAGCCCGGCAGUUCUGUUACUCUAUCUUAGCAUGUCAUUAGAAGGCAUGGCAGUGAUUUAAAUAUUGUUAUUUGUGUCUGAAUGUCGGAGACUAGCGCAGUGCCAGCAAGUGAACCUACACCGGUUAAAAUGGGUGUGUUACAACGGUUUGUUGACCAGGUUACCAGAAAGAAGACCAUCAGUGAAGAUUUCCAUGAAACAUCCUUAAGAAAAUGUUUGACGACCUUCGACAUCACGUUGUUAGGCAUAGGGCACAUGGUUGGUGCUGGUAUCUACGUGCUUACUGGAGCCGUAGUUAGACUCAAAGCUGGUCCCUCAACCGUACUUUCGUAUUUCUUUGCUGGUAUGACCGCUUUUUUGUCGGCUUUGUGUUAUGCAGAAUUUGGUGCCAGAGUACCAAAAGCUGGAUCAGCCUAUUCAUACACCUACGUUACAGUCGGAGAAAUUUGGGGAUUUGUAAUUGGUUGGAAUAUUCUUUUGGAGCACAUCAUCGGCGCAGCUGCUGUAGCGCGAGCCUGGAGUGCAUCUUUUGAUUCUCUGCUUCACCAAGCAAUCCGGAAUGGAACGAUAACUCAUAUUGGUUACCUUGGCAAAGAUAGUGUUUGGUUUUCUGAAUAUCCUGAUUUCCUGGCAUGUCUGUUCGCCAUAGUAAUGUUUUGCGUGGUAGCAACGGGUGCGAAGUUCAGUAUCCGCUUCAAUUCGGUGUUUACCAUAUUCAAUGGUGGUGUUAUCUUGUUUAUUAUAUGCGCCGGUCUAUACUUUGCGGAUACCAAUAAUUGGUCAAAUACGGACAACGGUGGCUUCUUUCCUUUUGGAUUCACUGGAACCUUGGCUGGGGCAGCUUCUUGCUUCUUCGCCUACAUCGGAUUUGAGGGUAUCGCUGUAUCCGGCGAGGAGUCCAAGCAUCCCGAGAAGUCGAUUCCCAUAGCAACCGGGGUGUCUCUUCUGGUUGUGACCUUUAUCUACAUGUUAGUAAGCGUAACCUUGACCUUAAUGAUACCAUACACAAUGACUGACACUUCGGCAGCAUUCCCUUUGGCAUUCGCAGCACGAGGCGCCUACUGGGCAAAAUACAUCGUAGCCCUGGGAACUUUAUUUGGUCUCUCUACGUCAAUGUUGGGAACAGCGUUUUCAUUACCCCGAUCCGUUUAUGCCAUGGCUAACGAUGGCUUACUGUUCGAAUGUUUCGCUCGAGUACAUCCAAAAACGCAGACACCUCUGUACGCCGUGGGAGUAUUUGGGUUUAUAUCAUGUCUGAUGGCAUUAUUUUUUGACAUAGAUACUUUGAUCGAAUUUAUGUCUAUCGGAACUUUAACCGCUUACACCAUAGUGGCCGCAUGUAUUAUUAUAUUACGUUAUUUACCCGUCUCCAAAUGCCAGUUUGAACUGAAACCGGAAGAAGUUGCGGGCAAAGAAGAAGAUUACGCGACAGAAAAUAGUACUAUUCUUAAAAAGUCCAAGAGCCAUGACGAUUUCGGACGCUUAAGGCAAAGAUUGAAAAAUAUACCCAUAUUAAGAAAUUAUGAACCUGGUGACGCAGUUGUUAUCGCAGUGGUUCUGAUGACAAUCUCCAUGGCAUUAUUUACGUCUACCUUAAUUUAUGGAAUGCCGUUACUGAAGGCGGGAACUUGGUGGCUGGUCAUAUUUAUGUUAUUGUUUGGCGCCAUGGUGGUUUUCUCCUACAUGAUUAUUAUAGCGCAUGAGCAGAAUGACGCUUUUAUGACAUUUCAGAUACCAUUCGUUCCUCUGCUACCUGCUGUCAGUAUAUUUCUUAACUUAGCUCUGAUGUUUUCGCUUUCAUACCUCACCUGGAUUCGUCUUGUAAUAUGGAUGGCCAUAGGUUUACUGGUGUAUUUCUUGUAUGGUAUGCAUCACAGCCGAGAAAACCGUACAGCCAGUGGUUAUGGACAUAUUGUAGAGAUGCCAACAGAUAGCGUCACUGGAGCCGCAAUACCAAACUUAGAUGAAGAUAUCCGAGAACAACAACCACCUAGAAAAGACGAGGGUUCAGUGUAAUAUUAAUGGUAAGAUACUGGGUUUUUAUUAUUAUUAUACAAUAUGGUGUCUGACUGCAUGCUGUUAUGGAAUAUUUAAUUGUUUUUCUAACAUUAUUUAUUCAAUAAAUAGAAUAUGCGAUUAUGGGAUCUAAAAAUAGUCUAGAAUGCCUACAAAUUCAUUCCCCGUAAAAAAAAUUAUAUA